Molecule: messenger RNA, 3171 nt
Organism: Ctenopharyngodon idella (grass carp)
Lineage: Eukaryota; Metazoa; Chordata; Actinopteri; Cypriniformes; Xenocyprididae
Gene: sytl1
Product: synaptotagmin-like 1
Exons: 16
Coding region: 304-1923 (539 amino acids)
Biological process (GO): intracellular protein transport; exocytosis
Cellular component (GO): exocytic vesicle; plasma membrane
Molecular function (GO): small GTPase binding; neurexin family protein binding
Source: RefSeq, a predicted model, not a curated record
UGAGAAUCCGGUUCGCGUUUUGCUCUGUGCCCGAGGGCUAUUGUGAGAGUGCCAGUCCUGCCAAAACCAGACACAAACGAGUGUGUGUUUAGAAACCACCGACAACUGAACAACUACGAGAAUGAACGACCCAGAGGACGUUAGAUGAGGGAACUUGAAAGUCCCUUUACUGCAUCUGUAGGACAUGAAUAAACAUUAUUGCAGUUCCCACAUGUCCAUCUGCAGCUCUUGGGUGUGGUUUCUCAUAAAUCUCAUCUAAAUCAUCUUAAUAACCAGGUGUCAACACUGUAAAGUGUGCCUGUAAUGGAAGGGGAAGCUACAUUAGAUCUGUGUCACCUGACUGAGGUGGAGCAAACUGUAAUUCUCAAUGUUCUGCUGAGAGAUGCUGAACUACGCAGCAAAGAGGAAGGGAGAGUACGUAAGCUUCAGCAGACGGUGUCAGACCCUGUCCGUCUGCGCUCUCUCUCGGGCGCCUGGUUUCAUGAAGAGCGCGCUAAGAGAUAUGAGAAGGGAGGAGCUGAUGUCGUGCAUUCAUCAAUACGCCGUAAACGACAUGAAAAAGAUAUACCCUUAACAGCAAUAUUUGGUGAAGAAAAAGGUCAUAACUCUUCUCAAUUACAUGAGCAGAGAGAGGAAGAAAAGAGUACAGAAUUGCAGGAAAAUAUAAGUGUAAGAGAGGAUGACAAGGGUCAGGAAGAGAAGGAAAGAGAAAAAGAAGAUGGAGAAAGUGUCAUUCCUAAGCUAACCCCUGAACCACAAUCCAGGACAAGACACAUCACAAAGAAGAACGCAGCGAUAGGAAAUGGUCUUGAAGGAGGUUUUGGAGAGUCAGCAGAGAAAGAAAGGAGAAUUUUGCCAAGUGCAUCACCAUCUCUGCAGAUCGACUCAGAGGGGGACAUUGACUCUGGCAGCACUGAACUAGACUACACUAGGUUUGGCUCAGUUAGCAGCUUGACCUCCCAUCAUAUGAUGAAUGGCAGUUUGAUGAGCCUGUACAGUGUGGGCGAUUUCGGGGAUGUUGUUGUAUCAGGGCGGAUUCAGUUCUCUUUGCAGUAUGACGUCAAGAAGGAGGAGCUUCACGUGCACAUAAUACGCUGCCAAGACCUCGCAUCGGCCCGCAAAAAUCGAUCGGACCCAUAUGUUAAAGUUUACCUUCUCCCCGACAACACGUCCCGCAGUAAGAAAAAAACUGCAGUGAGGAGGAAAACAUUAAAUCCAGUCUAUGAUGAAACCAUGAAAUACAAAGUGCGCAGACUGGACCUCCAGGCGCGUGUGUUGAGUGUGUCAGUCUGGCACUUGGAGAGAAUGAGGAGAAACCUCUUCCUGGGCGAGGUGGAAGUGAGGCUGGGUCAGUGGAACUGGAGCCAGAGCCAACCAACCUGGCACAACCUCCAGCCAAGAGUUCAGUUAAAUCCAGAUGCCAUCAUCAGCAGAGGAACCAUUCUGUUCUCAAUUAAGUUUGUUCCUCCGGGUUCAGAAGGAAAUGGUUAUCCACUGACUGGUGAGCUCCAUAUAUGGUUGAGAGAGAUUGUUGGUCUACUUCCCACAAAGCGUGGCGCACCCAAUACAUAUGUGAAAAGCGUGGUAUUACCAGAUGAAAGCGGCGUCAGUGGCCAGCAGACUCGGCCGGUGCGAGGUUCUGUCAAUCCAGUGUUCAACCACACCAUGGUUUAUGACGGGUUUCAGUCCAGUGACCUCAUUCAGGCAUGUGCAGAGAUAACGGUCUGGAAUCUACAUCCCUCCAGCUGUCUGGGUGGAGUACGACUCAGCACAGGCUCAGGAGUGAGUUACGGUCAGUCAGUUUGCUGGAUGGAUUCUACAGAAGAUGAGAUCAGUGUGUGGUCAAGUGUGAUUCAGAGCCCCAGCAGCUGGGUGGACACUAGUCUGCCAAUCAGAACCGACUUACAGCUCUGCUCUGAGUGAACUUUGUUUAACCUAUGCAGAUUCAGCCAUGUGACCUUGGUUGCAAGACAUUUUGAGUAAAGACUGGAAUACACUGCACAGCUUUUUCUCAGAUUUUUGAUCUGGCCAAGUUGACAGGAGCUGCCAAAAGUCAGAACCAGUCUGCAGAUUAUAGUCAAUCGGAGCUGACAGAUUUCAUUGUGUACGAUCGGCACAGACUUUUUAGCUUCAGACUAGGAUUCCUUCCAGUUGGAGAAUAUGAAACAUGUUUCAUGUUUUAAACACGUUGUUAUCUGACUUAUGUAAGCCAUUCACCUCCAAAAACCGUAGCAAUCUGUACAGGACAGAAAUGAGAUCAUCCUCCACUACAUACAAUUCUACAAAGGGAAUGGAAACAAUCAAACACAAUUUGCAUAUGUAGUGGAUUUGUUACAAAACAGUCCUCACACAUUUCUUUGAGUAGUUGCCAACACGAUAGAGUGUUUUUGAAGAGUUUGUCAUGCAGAUCUGAAGGAGAAAAAUGAGAAUUCAUUGUCUUAACAAAUAGUUCAACUAACUUAUACUGUUUUCUUAUGAGAGUAGUGGUAUUUUCAUGUUUCCUUAAUGCUCUUUUGAAUAAUUACAUUUUGAUAAAAUUUUGUGAAAUGAAUUAUUUGUAGCUGGUCUGUUUAUAAAGUGCUCAUUGCUGGUCAAACCUCAAAUGUAAUGAAAUACUGAUUAAAACCACACUUUUUCUUCAAUUAAAUGUACAUUGCAUCAGUUUUCACAAAAUGACUGUCUAUGUAUCAAAUCAAGUUCUGAUUAUGUAUAUUCUUUUUGUCAGAUUAUUCAAUAGUCUGUUAAAACCAGUGUUUAUUUUUGCUUACAUUAGGAUGAAUUAAAAAAAAAAUGAGAUUCUGUAUAAUUUUAUACAUCUUUAUUUAACUUGGUCUCCAUUUUUUCCACAGUGGCAGUAGCCCAUCUCAUGUUUCAAGCAUUUCUGCAAAGUUAGGCUACUUCUCAUCUCUGAUUUCUCUUGUGAUUUCGCACAUGAUUCUUGCUGUGUCUCAUUUCAGGGUGUGACUUUAAACUUCAACCAUGGCGGAGGAGAAAACGACUGAUGGUUAAGUUUUAUCCGUUUUAUCUUCAACUUCUAUACUGCUUUCUGUUGUGUUUUCAGUCGUGUAUAUUCACGUAACCUAUUCGAUGUUUAUUGUGUGCAUUUUAUCCAGGGAAAACAUUUGACGGAAAUUCCUGAACAGUCUCAGUAAAUGUUUGAUUGCCAACAAA